GGUUAAGGAUUUGCAGCAGAUUCCAUAUAGACCACAAAGCCUGAGAUGUUUACUGUCUGGCCCUUUACGGAAAAGGUUUGCUGAUCCCUGACAUACAAUGGAGGACGCCUACUAAGACCUCUCAACCCUGGCGCUGAUGUCAUGAACCUGUACGUAGAUCAAGAGGCAGUCGUUCAAAUGAAACAAGGGGAUACUGCAUGGUUUAGAAUCAAGACUGUGAAUCUCAGCUUAAACCCAAACAGUCAGCUUUCAUGCAGGAUAUUUGGGAGGAGAAUCAUCUCAUGAUGUGCAGAUGGUCGCGGGUACUGGCAAGCUUCUCCUCACCACUCACCCUCAUCAGGAGUAGAUAGCCUGGAAGGGAGACGCCAUGAGUUUAAUUGCAGUGAGAUGGGUUUCCGGAGGAACUUGAACUUGGACUUUGCACAAGAGAACUCACAGAAGAGAGGACCAUUUUGAUCGUGAAGAGUGUGGGAAUGUUGUCAGGGAUCCCUCACCCUUUGCGGGGACAAAUGAGACCUACCUCAGAAGGAAGCCCUUAUGUCUGGUGUUGGUGCGGGAAAGCUGUCAGAGCUGGCUCCUGGGCUGGGGUUCUACCUGAAGAUGCAGACUGGGCCCUCAGUGGGAGAGAGGGGAGCACCUUCAACUGAGGAGGACCCGCCAGCUCUGCCGCAAGCGCCUUGGUCUUCUGGAUACAUGGGACGGAAGGUGCCGGUGCAGACCCAGAGUGUGGCGAUGCCUGUGCUGGGCCUCUCUGACCUGGGGGUGUCUGGGUAUGCUGCACUACCUGCUCAGGACCCAGACUGGCUGCAGCAGGAGAGCGCAGAAGAAGUGAUGGCUCCUGGGUUGCUGCAUACCUGUUCACAGGAACCAGUAACCUUCGAGGACGUGGCCGUGGUGUUUACCCAAGAAGAGUGGGUGUUUCUCGACUCUGCCCAGAGAAACCUCUACAGAGAAGUGAUGUUGGAGAACUUCAGAAACCUGGCCACAGUGGGAUAUCAACUCUGCAAACCUAAUAUGUUUUCCCACUGGGGGCAAAGAGGAGAACUGUGGACCACUGAGAGAGGAUUCUUCUGGGGAAUAUGUCCAGAACCUCAGCUUCAACUCCAAGAGUCAGUUUCUAACCAAGAUAUUUUUGGGGAGAUCCCAUCUUUUGGCGUAAGAAGGUACCAGAGAAUUCAUACUGGCAAGGACCCCUAUGAAUGUAAAGAAAGUGGACAGUCAUUCUUCCAGAGCUGCCACCUGAUCGUGCCUGAGAAAAUUUGUAGUGGAGAUAAAACCUAUGCAUGCACCAAAUGUGAAAAAUCAUUCAGAUACAGCUCUGACCUUACUAGGCAUGAAAAAACUCAUACUUCAGAGAAGUUCUUUGAAUGUCAAGAGUGUAGGAAAGCCUUUAAGUAUUCCUCAAAUCUUCGGCGACACAUGAGAAUUCAUACUGGAGAGAAGCCCUUUGAAUGCAGUCAGUGUGGGAAAACUUUCACAAGGAACUUUAACCUGAUUUUGCACCAGAGAAACCAUACAGGAGAGAAACCCUAUGAAUGUAAGGAUUGUGGGAAAGCUUUUAAUCAGCCAUCAUCUCUUAGGAGUCAUGUGAGAACUCACACUGGAGAGAAACCCUUUGACUGUAGUCAGUGUGGGAAAGCCUUCAGGGAGCACUCAUCGCUGAAGACACAUAUGCGGACACACACUAGAGAGAAGCCUUAUGAAUGCAACCAGUGUGGGAAACCCUUCCGGACAAGCACUCACCUCAAUGUGCACAAGAGGAUACACACUGGGGAGAAACUUUAUGAGUGUGGUACUUGUGGUCAGGUCUUGAGUCGUCUCUCAACUCUUAAGAGUCACAUGCGCACUCACACCGGAGAGAAGCCCUAUGCAUGUCAAGAAUGUGGGCGAGCCUUUAGUGAGCCCUCAUCCCUUAGGAAACAUGCAAGAACUCACACCGGCAAGAAGCCCUACAUGUGUCAGGAAUGUGGGCGGGCCUUUGGCCAGUCUUCACACCUUAUUGUACAUGUGAGAACCCAUACUGCAGGGAAACCAUAUGCGUGUAAUCAGUGUGAGAAAGCCUUCCGGCACAGCUCUUCACUUACCGUGCACAAAAGGAUUCACGGUGGGAGAGAAGAUGUGAGGAAUAUUGGCUUGCCUUUAUCAGUGUCUCAUCCGUAUGGUGGGCCCUUUGCUAGUUAAGUUCCAAUUUUUUAAAAAUAUAAAUAUUUGGGGCAAUAAAUUUCCCUCUUAGUACUCUUUUAACAUCAGAUGUUUUGAUAUAUUUUUUAUUUUGGUUUAAUUCUAAAUGUUAUCUUAAUUUCCAUGAUCAUUUAUUCUUUGACUCAUGAAGUAUUUGGAAUUAGAGUUUUAAAUAACAAUAUAUGGAUUUAUUUUUAUUGAGGCAUAAUUAAUUUACAGCAAAAUGCAAAACCUUGAAUGUACAGUUGUAUGAGCCUGUCAGAUGUAAACAUACGUAUAUGUAACCAACACCCCACUCAAGAUAUAGAACAUUUCUGUGAUUCUGGAAAGUUCCCUGCAUGCGUAUGGAUGUUUUUUAGCUGCCUUUUUGUUACUGGUUUCUAAUUACACUGUGAACAGAGUAUGUGGUCUUUAUGCUGUUGAAUCUUAGAUAUUUGUUGAAUUUCUUUUUUACUCUACAGUGGCACAUACUGCUGGUUGUCUCCCCAGGUUGCCCCUUAUUCUUUACAAAGGUACCUGGGUUUUUUGCUCAGGUUGGUAACGUGCACCGUUAUAAAACCUUCACCUCCCAGCCCUUCUUGCAGCCAGGAGAGGCCGUGCGUCCCCCAGUGCUGGUCAGUAUGACUAUGAGAAGUCACUGGCUGUGGCUCCUCGGAGUGCUGUACCAAAGGAGUGGUUUCAUUUAGCUUGAUCCUGCAUGUCUUACAUUUUGUAACAACACACACAAUGUUCAGAGCUAGAGGAGCCAUCUUGUGACCAUGAACGUGAAAGCCACAGGCUAAGGACAGAGUGGCCAGAAGACACAAUGAUUCUGGUUCCCUAGGGGGUAUUUUUGUGUGGCUGCACCAGUCCUGGGCUGUUCAUUUCUGAUUGUCUUGUUAACAUGGGAAAAAAAACAAAACACUUCUUACUGGGAGAACACACCAUUUUUUGGGGUGGUAGUUGGUGGCAGGGGCAGAGGUGUUAUUAAAGCUGAAUGCAGUCCCUAACUGACUCACUUAGUAUAUAACCCAUUGCUGUCAAGUCAAUUCCAACUCAUAGGGGCCCUAUAGGACAGGGUAGAACUGCCCUAAAGGAUUUCCAAGGAGCACCUGGUGGAUUUGAACUGCCGAACUUUUGCUUUGCAUUCAAACUCUUAACCAGGGUUUCCACUUAGUAUAUCAUCAGUUUUUAAUAAAAGUUUCAUGUGUGUUUGAAAUCAAUGUAUGUUUUCUACAGAUGUCUGGUAGAUUAAGCAUACUAUUCAUGUUUAACAGCCUACAAGUUUAUAAAUAUUGGUCUCUGAUCUAUCAUUUACUGAGAAAAGUAUGCUAAGCUCUCCUACCAUGAUUAUGAUUUGUUGAAUAAUCUUCGUAAUUAUGCCAAUUUUUAAAUUUACAUAUUUUGAAGCAAUGUAAUUAAAUGGAUAACCAUGACAUUUUAUACAUUUCCAGCAAAUUAUUACUUUUAUUCUUAUAAAGUGACCAUCUUUCUCCCUAGCAAUGAAUAUUCAACCAUUCAUCAUCAUAAUAGCAAAUACUUAUUUACAGCUUACUAUUAAUAGACAGUUGGGUUCAAAAUGUGCUGUUGGCAAAGAAUAGUGAACAUACUGUGAACUGCCAGAGGAACUAACAAAUCAGUCUUAGAAGAAACACAGCCAGAAUGGUCCUUAGAAGUGAGGAUGGUGAGACUUGCUUACUUUGCACAUGUCAUUAGGAAAGACCAAUCACUAGAAAAGGACAUCAUGUUUGGUUAAGUAGAGGUGCAGUCAAAAUGAGGGAAACCCUCCCUCAGUGAGAUGGAUUGACACAAUAGCUACAACAGUCAACACAAACAUACCAAUAAUCAUGAAGGUAGUGCAGGACUGAGCAGUGUUUUCGAUACAUGAGGCCACCACGAGUUGGAGCCACUUGAUGGCAACUAACAACAACUAGAUAGUAGCCCCUGCCCUAAGCUUUGCAUCUUUUGAGUUGUUUAGUCUGCACAAUGGCACCUUGAGGUUGUCACUCUUAUUAUUCUCAAUAUAUAGAUGAAUCUGAGGUGCAUCAAGUUGAGGUAGGUUUCCCAAGGUCACUUAGGUAGUAAGUGGCAGUGUCAGGAUUUGAAGCCAGGCUGUCUGACUGCAAGGUCCAUGCUCUCUGCUUCUACUCUGCCUCACUUCAAUGGGCUACUCUCCAUUCUUACCUACUUGCCUAGAGUUCUUUUUUUGUUCUUGACUUUUGAAAAAUUGAUGUGUAACUUACACAAAACUGCAUAAAUCUUAGUGUACAGCUUGCUAAACUUUAUGUCUGUACCCAUUUAACCACCACCCAGAUCAAGAUAUAAAAUACUUCAUCAUUCCAGAAGGUUUCCUUUUACCCUUUCCCAGCCAAUAACCCUUCUGUCACAAUAGAUUAGUUUUUCUGUUCAUAGAAAUGGAACCAUAUAGUAUGGCCUCUUGUGUCUGUUUUUUUUUCACCCCAUUUAAUACAGUGUGAGAUUUAUCUCUUGAAUCUAUCAGUAGUUUAUUCUUUUUUAUUGCUGUCUAGUAUUCCAUUGUCUGAAUAUACCACAAUUAAAAAGAUCCAUUCUUUUGUUUAUGGUCAUUUGGGUUCUUAACAGCUUUUGCUAUUAUGGAUAAAGUUGGUGUGAGUGUUCUUGUGCAAGUCUUAUUGUGGACAUGUAUGCUCAUUUCUCUUGGGUAUAAACCUAGCAGCAGAAUUGCUGGGUCACUGGGUAGACAUAUCUUCAGCUCUAGUAGAUACUGCCAAAUGAUUUUCCAAAGUGGUAGAAAGAAGUUAUACUUCCAUCAUCAGUGAAAGAAGUUUCAUUUGCUUCACACCCUUGUCAAUGCAUGGUAUUGUCAGCUAAUAUAAUUUUAACUAUAAUAGUGUGUAGUAGUGUUUUCUCUUGUUUUAAUUUGCAUUUUCCUGAUCAAUAAUGAUGGUGUGGUAGACAGUUGCAUACGUGGGAAAAGUAAUUCUUUCCAUCCCUCUUUGUGCAUCUCUUUGCAAUAUGGCUUUGCUGCUCCUCCUAUUAAGAGGUGAGGUUUAUUUCUCUGCCUCUUGAAAAUGAACGUGGUAUGUGACUUGCUUUGGCCAAUGGAACGUUUACAAACAGGAGCUAAGCAGAAGUCAUAUUUGGGUUUGCCCUCUUUUAGCUGUGGUUAGGCUUUUUAAUUUUUUUUAACAAUAUUGUGUUUUAGGUGAAGGUUUAUACAGCAGUUUAGGUUCUCAUUCAACAAUUUCUACACAGAUUGUUCAGUGACAUUGGUUACAUCCUUCACAAUGCGUGAACAUUCUCAUUAUGUGGUUAUAUUCUGCAGAGCAAAGUGUGAAGAAGUCUGGGGUAGCUUCCUCAAGGAUGAGAGGCCAUAUGGAGGGAGGUACUCCUUUGAUAUCCAGCACCAACCACCAGACACAUAACUGAGGCCAUCUUAGACCAUCUAGCCCAAGGCAAGCCACCAGAUGGCUGAAGCAGCAUGAGUGACCUCAUGUGAGACAACCAGAAGAACCAUCCAGCUGAGUUGAGCCGAAAUUGCUUAUUCACAGAAUUAUAAGCACAUAUAGCAACUGUUUUAAUCCACUAAGUUUUGGGGUGGUUUUUUAAAAUGUAAUAUUAAAUAACUAACAUGCAAGUUAGUAUCAGAAAUAGGAUGCUACUAUAACAAAAACUUAAAAUGGGGCAUUGACAUUUGGAACUGGGAAGCAAGAAAGAGGCUGUAAAAGGGAUGAGGAAACUGUGGCUGGAAGAGCAGUACAGAAAGUGCUAGUUAGGGUUCAGUAAAGGGCUUCCAGGUCAUGUGGUGGUAGAGCCAUUUCAAAAAUAUUGUCUGUGGUAGCUUGGAAGUUGGAACGUGAACUUAAUGAACUUGUGGGUCUGGCUAAGGAAGAAGACUCUGCAGUCACUGGCCCUACCCACUAAUCCUUCUUGUGAGCAUCUGGUGGAGGCCCAUGGAGAAGUGCCUGUAAGUGGGUGAGAACUCCCCUUGUGUCUGAGGCUCCUGGAAGUUCUCUGCCCUCACACCAGCCCAGAAUGAUCUUUGCUGUAGGUGAGCCAACACUCACAUCUAUCUCUCAUUCCCUAGAAUUCAAGCUAGAUGGCUGUCUGCAACCUCAGCUCUCUGGAUGGGUUCAAGAAAACUUAGUUUUGUUAAUUAUCUAGUUUUUUCUUGUUCCUAGGGUGACAGCAAUGCCUAGCAGCUUUCUGCAUCCAAGGCGGAAGCAAGAAGUUUGGCAACAGGGUUCUUCCUAAAUCCUGCUUCCUAACUGCACUGCUUUUUGUAAUUGUUUAUUGGACUUUCUCCUCCUCUUUUAAAUUCCCUGAGGCCAGAGACCAAACUGUACUUGUUUAGUGUGGCUUACUUUAGGCCUGGCACUGUGCUGAGCAGAAAAUAAGCUUUUGACAUGCUUGUUAAAUGAACACACGAAUUGGUAUUGGGGCAAGUGCUCCCAAGUGGAGUGCGCACGGUCUCAGUGUCAUUGGGCUGCAGGUGUUCUGCCUGACCCGGUCUGUGGACUGCUUUUUACCUACAUGGGGUUGAAGCUACUGCCUCUGAGAUUCAUCACCAUCCAGCAGUCUUUACUCAGAGUGAAGAGAGCACAGUGCCUGCCAUUCAGGAGGAGUUUAAUAAUAGAAAGUUGAUAUUCUUAAGCAUCUGGGUCAGCCUCAGGAUGUGUUCUUGGCCCUGGGGCAGGAUGAAAGAGAUGUGUGUGGAUCAAAGGUUACCUUAGACUGAUUCACCUGUGAAACCUUCAAAGGGUACUUCUGGACUAUGAAUUGGGGGUAAGCUGGGCAUACUGGCAGGAUGGGCCAAUGUAAACUCUGGGUAGUAGGAUUCAGGUAAUACCUGAGCUCUUUGUACUAUUUCAUUUUUUCCCCAAUAAGUAUAAAACUUUGCUGAUCAGAAAAGCCAUUGGUUGGUCCAUGUUAUUAGAUCAGCUGAAGCCACUGGGUCAAAUGCAGCCUGAACCCUGGUUGCUGAUUCCUUGAAAUGGAUGGCAGCACAGGAGUCUGGAGGUGAGAGGGCUGCAGACACAAAGGUGUUUAUCACAGGAGUUUCACACCAGCUUUAUGCAGUGCCAGGCUGGGGGGACAAGCCCUGGAUUUGCAGUCCUGUGUCUCCCACAAGGGGGCAUCUCAGGAACAGACCAUACCCUUCACUGGAGGAGAGGUGGGCCUAAGGGCCAGUCUGCCCAAGCUUUGCCAACUGGUCUCAGAGCCCUUUGGUCACCUGACUACUUCAAAUUUACGUUUUGGUCCUUCCACUCUGAUCCUAUUGUCCUGAUUCCCCAAAACAGCAGAUGCUGGACUACAGGUUCAGAGACUUUAAGAGUCCCAAUCUGUGUUUACCAAAGUCCUGCUCUCUGGACCCCUGAGUCCCAAUGCACAGAUGUCAAUGUAGGGAAAAUCCCAAUCCCUGCCAAUUUCCUAACCAUCCUGAGGCCUUAGGAUGUCUGGAACUGCAGGUUUCUGGUUCUAGGUCCACACCCCAGGAUUUCCAGCUUGGAGGCUCCAGAAAUACCUGACUUUUGAGUUUUGGGACUCCAGCAAUUCUAGGGUUCCUCAAAAGGGGGCAGGUUGGAGCUGUGUUGUCCCCAUGACAGCCAGACCCAGCAAGUGGGAGUUGGGUGCCGCUCCUUUGCUCUCUGGUUGCCUGUUUGAUAUCCUGUCAGGGUGGGGAGUUUCCACAUUGUGGAGGUUGGAUUCCAACUUCAGAGCCUUGUUCCUGGCACAGAGCAGCCUGUGGCUUGUGCUGACCUUGUCCAGUUUACGUCUUCUCAUACCUGUGCUUCCUACAGAUCCUAGAUCACCAAACAGCCUUCUGCUGACUAAAUAUCCCUUGGGGGUUUCUAUUUCCCUCAGGAUAAAAUUCAAAUUCCUUAGCCUGGCGAUUAAGAAUCUUACUCAGGUGACUCCAGUUACCUAUCUGGAAGAAAAUGCGCCUUUGAUUUUCUCCGCCUUUUUCUUCUCCCUCCCAAGUAUCUAGUGCCUUUUCAUCCCUCGGGUUUCAUCUUACAAAUAAUGGUGCAGACCUCAUAUUUGGUGAUGAUCUUCCUUGUGCGGCCAUGUACAGAGCUAGGCUGUCUAUACCUGUUAUUUUUAUUUUUUUCUGUUUCACUUUGCAUUCACUCUGGUUAUACUAAUUGUUAUGGAUGAAAUUGUGUUCCCCAAAGUGCGUGUUAGAAUCCGAAUCCCUAUACCUGUGGAUGUAAGUGCAUUUGGCAAUAGGGUUUUCUUUGUUAUGUUAAUGAGAUAUGUCAGUGUAAAGUGUUUCCUAAACCUAAUCACUAAAAAAAAAUCACUACUGAGUGAUAAAAAGAGCAGACUAGACACAGAAGCAAGUACAAACGGCAAGAUAGACGCCACGUGAAGAUCGCCAAGGAACUGAGGAAAGCUGGGGCUACAGAAGAUGAAAGAGAUAAGCAUCAAAGAGAGACAGAGAGCCUUCCCCUAUAGUACUAAAAAAAACAAAACCAAACCCACUGCCGUGGAGUCGAGAUACCCUGAAUUUGGACUUCUAGCCUCCUAAACUGUGAGAAAAUAAAUAUCUGUUUUUUAAAGCCACCCACCUGUGGCAUUUUUGUUACAGCAGAACUAGGUAACUAAGACAUUGAUUAAAUGAGAGUAUUUCAGUGAAAAGAGCCAGUAAAGGGCCCAGAAUCUGAUUCUUGGCUCUGCUAGUUACGAGUUUUGGGAUAUCAGGCAAAUUCUCUCAUUGAACAACCAGUAGAUUACUGCUCAUCUUAAACAGCUGUAGCCGUCCUUUAGUGAGCUAGUCACGAGACUUCCUUUUGUAGGCACGAUUGCAUCCUUUGCUCCCUUAUCAAUAGGAAACUUGAACCACCACCCAGUAGGUUUGCUGCAGAGUCACUGUUCAUGCCAAGAAUAAAAAGCAGAACUGUCUGAUGAUAAAACAAGAGGAAGAAAGCAGUCAAGGUAGAUGUUGCCCACACGUUAUCUAGGAAACCCACACAUAUGAAUUUUCUCAUGGUUUAUUUGAACAGAAAAUAUUUUUUACUUAAAAUCCAAGACAGAAGGUCCUCCACUGCUGAGCUUGAUUGCCUCUGCACCGUGAGAAGCAGCUCUUUAACAUUUCUCCUGAUGGGUAGGAUUAUAACCACAUGUAUGGUCAAUUUAAAACCAUUUAGGGAUGUUUAAGAAUGAGACAACAAAUAAAUGUUGAAAGAAGUCAGAGUAGUGGUUACCUUGGGAGGUCAAGUCAACUCUGACUCAUGGAGACCCACGAACAGAGUAGAAAUGAUCCAUAGGAUUUUCUUGGCUAUAAUCUUUAAGAUUACAAAAGUCUCUAAUUUUAGAUUCUGAUCCAAGUUAAAGGUG
Molecule: messenger RNA, 9480 nt
Organism: Loxodonta africana (African savanna elephant)
Lineage: Eukaryota; Metazoa; Chordata; Mammalia; Proboscidea; Elephantidae
Gene: ZNF333
Product: zinc finger protein 333
Exons: 12
Coding region: 538-2181 (547 amino acids)
Biological process (GO): regulation of transcription by RNA polymerase II
Cellular component (GO): nucleus
Molecular function (GO): RNA polymerase II cis-regulatory region sequence-specific DNA binding; DNA-binding transcription factor activity, RNA polymerase II-specific
Source: RefSeq, a predicted model, not a curated record